This is a messenger RNA of Delphinapterus leucas (beluga whale), 1911 nucleotides long. The record is from RefSeq and is a predicted model, not a curated record. NCBI's taxonomy places the organism in Eukaryota, Metazoa, Chordata, Mammalia, Artiodactyla, Monodontidae.
AUGUCGCUGUCUACUACAGUAGUAGGGGCGGAGAGGUCGGGUGUCUGCUACUCUCGCUUCUGCUCCUCGCUGCAGGGGAGGCCAGGCAGCCAGGUCCACUACUCCGUCCCCGAGGAGGCCAAACACGGCACCUUCGUGGGCCGCAUCGCCCAGGACCUGGGGCUGGAGCUGGCGGAGCUGGUGCCGCGCCUGUUCCGGGUGGCGUCCAAAGGCCGCGGGGACCUUCUGGAGGUAAAUCUGCAAAAUGGCAUUUUGUUUGUGAAUUCUCGGAUCGACCGGGAGGAGCUGUGCGGGCGGAGCACGGAGUGCAGCAUCCACCUGGAGGUGAUCGUGAACCGGCCGCUGCAGGUGUUCCAUGUGGAGGUGGAAAUAAAGGAUAUUAAUGACAAUCCGCCAGUAUUUCCAGUGACAGUAAAGACUAUCCGGUUUCACGAAUCGAGGCUGCUUGACUCGCGGUUUCCUCUAGAGGGGGCGUUUGAUGCAGAUGUCGGAGUAAAUGCUCUUCUCUCCUACAAGCUCAGCUCCAGUGAGUUUUUCUUUCUAGAUAUACAGACAAAUGAUGAACUAAGCCAGUCUUUGUCUCUUGUGCUGAGGAAAUCUCUGGACAGAGAGGAAACUGCCGAGAUUAAUUUGUUACUGGUGGCUACUGAUAGGGGCAAACCUGAGCUCACAGGCACCGUUCAAUUGCUUAUUAAGGUAUUAGAUGUGAAUGACAACGAACCUACUUUUGACCAAUCAGUUUACAAAGUACAAUUGUUAGAGAACAUCGCAAAGGGAUCCUUGGUGAUUAAAUUAAAUUCUUCUGAUGCAGAUGAAGGAUCAAACAGCGAGAUUGUGUAUUCAUUUAGUAGUGAUGUGUCCCCCAAUAUAAAGACCAAAUUCAAAAUAGAUCCCAGUUCAGGGGAAAUCAGAACUAAGGGACAAUUAGAUUAUGAGGAAGUGAAAUCUUAUGAGAUUCAAGUCAUUGCGUAUGACAACGGGAUUCCACCAAUGUCUGGGCACUGUAAAAUUUCAGUAAAACUUGUGGACAUCAAUGAUAACACACCAGAAGUCUCAAUCACGUCUCUUUCACUUCCCAUCCGAGAGGAUGCUCCGCUGGGAACAGUCAUCGCCCUCAUCACGGUGUCUGACCGCGACUCCGGUGCCAACGGGCAGGUGACCUGCACCCUGACCCCCCAUGAGUUCUUCAAACUGGUGUCCACGUUCAAGAAUUACUAUUCGCUGGUGCUGGACAGCGCCCUGGAUCGCGAGAACCUGGCGAACUAUGAGGUGGUUGUAAAAGCGCGGGACGCGGGCUCACCUUCCCUGUCGGCCACAGCCAGCGUGUCCGUGGAGGUGGCCGACGUGAACGACAACGCGCCCGCGUUCGCGCAGCCCGAGUACACGGUGUCGGUGAAGGAGAACAACCCGCCCGGCUGCCACAUCUUCACGGUGUCGGCGCGGGACGCGGACGCUCAGGAGAACGCGCUGGUGUCCUACUCGCUGGUAGAGCGACGGGUGGGCGAGCGAGCGCUGUCGAGCUACGUGUCGGUGCACGCGGAGAGCGGCAAGGUGUACGCGCUGCAGCCACUGGACCACGAGGAGCUGGAGUUGCUGCAGUUCCAGGUGAGCGCGCGCGACGCGGGCGUGCCGCCUCUGGGCAGCAACGUGACGCUGCAGGUGUUCGUGCUGGACGAGAACGACAACGCGCCCGCGCUGUUGCUGCCCGGGCCGGGCGGCGGGGCGGGAGCGCUGAGCCAGCUGGUGGCUCGGUCGGUGGGCGCGGGCCACGUGGUGGCGAAGGUGCGCGCGGUGGACGCGGACUCGGGCUACAACGCGUGGUAUUUCACCACAAAAGAUAUACAGCAUUUAUUACGUACGAAGACGCUGGUUUUCCUCACCAUCUCUGAAAUACGUGUACGGAAUGAUUAA